CUAGCCUAUGAUUUGGAACUUAAAAAGUACACAUAACGGUUUAAGGUUCAACCAUCUUAAAAUAUGAAAUUUCCAAAAAAGGGGUAUUACUGUUUAAUAAAAAUGAUUAACUUCAACCAUUCUAAAAUCUAAGUGAAUUCAAAUAGACAUAUUCCUUGAGAUACACAAAAAAUGAAUUCCAUCAAAAUAUGUAUAGUUGGCAGUGGUCCUGCAGGAUUUUACGCAGCUCAACAUUUAUUAAAAAAGUUACCGACAUCGAAAGUUGAUUUAUAUGAAAAGUUACCGGUGCCCUAUGGUUUAGUCAGAUAUGGAGUGGCACCCGAUCAUCCCGAAGUGAAAAAUGUUAUUAAUACAUUUAAUAAAACUGCAUCACAUUCGAAUUUUAAUUUUUUUGGUAAUGUUUCACUAGGAGUUGACUUAAAUAUUAAGCAAUUACAAGAUGCCUAUAAUAUUGUUUUAUUGACGUAUGGGGCUGCUAAAGACAAAACUUUAGGGAUUCCUGGUGAAAAAUUGGAUAAUGUAAUCUCAGCUAGAAGAUUUGUUGGAUGGUACAAUGGUAAUCCAGAGGAUCAAGAUUUAAAUCCCACUUUACAACCAUCAAUAACAAUUUUAGGACAAGGAAAUGUAGCAAUUGAUGUUGCUCGGAUUCUUUUAUCACCCAUCGAUCAAUUAAAAGAAACGGAUAUAACAGACAAAGCACUUUAUACUUUAAUAACAAGUCCGGUACGAGAGGUAAACAUUGUCGGACGAAGAGGUCCCAUUCAAGCCGCAUUUACAAUCAAAGAAUUACGUGAAAUGAUAAAACUACCAAAUGUUUCUACAUUAUGGAGGGAAACUGAUUUUGAAGGUGUUGAAGAAAUUGUAACGAAAUUACAACGACCCCGAAAACGAAUCACAGAAUUAAUGUUAAAUUCAUUAAAUAGUCAAAAGGACAUCAAACGAAUAUGUCCAAAAAUAUUUUCACCAAUUUUCUAUCGUUCCCCGAUUGAUAUAUCUGAAUCGAGUGUAAAACUAGCGAAAACAAUGUUAAUGGGAGAUAGUUCAUCGUCCAGUGCUCGAGCUGUAGUUACAAACGAUGUCGAAUUCUUAAAAACUGACUUAGUUAUUCGUAGUAUCGGAUAUAAAUCGAUAAAUAUCGAUCCAUCAAUACCCUUCGAUGAAAAACUAGGGUGUAUUAAAAAUGAAGAUGGUCGAGUAGCGCCUGGAUUAUAUACAACGGGAUGGUUAGGCCAUGGACCUACAGGCGUUAUAUUAAACACAAUGAAUAAUGCAUUUGCUGUAGCUAAUCAUGUUUGUGAUGAUCUUAAUAAUAAUAAAAGUUUAGGGGAAAAUAAACCAGGUUCGGAAUAUACGUUGAAUGUUCUGAAAGAGAAGAAUAUACAAGUUGUUAAAUGGAAAGAUUGGGAGAAAAUCGAUGAAUAUGAGAUAAAUGAGGGUAAAAAAUUAGGAAAAUGUAGAGAAAAAGUUACUGAUAUAAAUAAAAUGUUAGAAAUUGCUUCUUAAA
Chrysoperla carnea is the source of this 1504-nucleotide messenger RNA. It is a transcript of the gene dare, whose product is annotated as NADPH:adrenodoxin oxidoreductase, mitochondrial. The transcript is spliced from 4 exons. Lineage: Eukaryota; Metazoa; Arthropoda; Insecta; Neuroptera; Chrysopidae. The coding region runs from base 172 to 1503 and encodes 443 amino acids. Gene Ontology annotation, cellular component: mitochondrion. Gene Ontology annotation, biological process: ubiquinone biosynthetic process. The record is from RefSeq and is a predicted model, not a curated record.